UGCAAAAACGAAAAAAUACAUAAAGAGCAGGACCAACAAUGAUUAAGCACGAAUUGUCGCAAUUGGUUCAGACAAAUAAGAGAAGUUACUACCUGUUCAAAGUUCAAAACUGCCAACUGAUUGGACCAUUUGAAAGAUUCACAUUUUCACAUCUUCCACUCACAAUUAACCUUCUUGGGUGAUCAAGAUUUAGGAUUCCAGAUUACUCUGCAAAACCCAUUCCCAGUUUCUUUUCAUAGAUUUUCUAUUUCAGAUGUUUGAGGGAGAGUUACUGGAGAAUGGUUUCAAUCAGGAGGACAGAGAACCUUCUGAUUCUUUGGUGGAUAAGGUUGAUCCUGGGAAACCUGCAUCAUUGACCUGGCAGCGGAAAUUAAAUGCUGAGGAAAUUGCCCUUUCACAAUUUAAUUUACGUUUUCAAGAGAAAUUUCAACUGGCUCCUGUAGGUAUUCGGUUGUGGCAGUUUCUCCGAGAAGAAGCUGCCAAAGGAAGGGGAGGUAUUAUCGAUCCAUUUGCUAAGCGCUUUCUAACAUCUACUCAAGGAGUUCCGCUUGGUGCUAUUGGCUCUGGAAGCAUUGGAAGAAGUUAUAAAGGUGAAUUUCAGCGCUGGCAGCUGUUCCCUAGAAUAUGUGAAGAAAAACCUGUUUUAGCAAAUCAAUUUUCUGUUUUUGUUUCACGCUCAACUGGUGAAAAGUACUCUAGUGUUCUGUGCCCAAGGAAGCCAGAGAGUGUCAAAGAACCUGCAGUUUCUGGAAUUGAAUCUUGGGACUGGAACCUGAUGGGGGAUAAUUCUACAUAUCAUGCUUUGUAUCCAAGGGCAUGGACCAUAUAUGACGGCGAACCUGAUCCAGAACUUAGAAUUGUUUGUCGUCAAAUUUCACCUGUUAUUCCUCACAAUUAUAAAGAAAGUAGCUUCCCUGUCUCAGUUUUCACUUUUACGCUCUAUAAUUCUGGAAAGGCUGCUGCAGAUGUCUCCUUGCUUUUCACGUGGGCAAAUUCUGUUGGAGGGGAUUCCGAAUUUUCCGGUCAGCACUUCAAUUCCACAACAAUGAUGGAGGAUGGUGUGCAUAGUGUCCUUCUACAUCACAAGACAGCGAGUGGGUUGCCCCCUGUGACUUUUGCUAUUGCUGCACAGGAGAUCAAUGGAGUUCAUGUCUCAAAAUGCCCACGCUUUGUGAUUUCUGGGCAUUCCCAAGGAAUUACAGCAAAGGACAUGUGGGAUGAAAUAAAAGAGCACGGAUCCUUUGACAACCUUAAGUCUUCUGGAACAUCAGUUCCUUCAGAACUGGGAUCAUCUAUUGGGGCCGCCAUUGCAGCUUCAGCGAUAGUUCCACCAGAUGCUGUACGCACUGUUACAUUUUCAUUGGCAUGGGACUGCCCCGAAGUAUACUUUGUGGGUGGAAGGACUUAUAACAGGCGUUACACAAGAUUCUAUGGUACUCAUGGGGAUGCUGCUGCAAAAAUUGCACAUGAUGCUAUUCUAGAUAAUGGCAGUUGGGAAUCCCAAAUAGAAGCCUGGCAAGGGCCAAUUCUUGAAGACAAAAGGCUUCCUGAAUGGUAUCCUAUCACUCUAUUUAACGAGCUGUAUUAUCUUAACUCAGGGGGUACAAUCUGGACGGAUGGAUCACCUCCAUUCCAUAACUUAGUAAGUACUGGGGGAAGGAAGUUUUCCCUUGAUAGCUCGGGGGUAGGUUUGAAGAGCGUUAUUGGUAUUAAUCAUCAGAAUGAUAUUUCUACCGACAUUCUUGGAAGAGUGACUUCAAAACUUGAGCAAAUUCAUGCUCCUGUUGCAUCGAACUCUGCUUUUGGGACUAAUUUGCUUCAAGAAGGAGAAGAAAACAUUGGUCAAUUCCUUUAUCUUGAAGGGAUUGAAUAUCACAUGUGGAACACCUAUGACGUUCAUUUCUAUUCCUCUUUUGCUUUGGUUAUGUUAUUUCCCAAACUUGAACUUAGUGUGCAAAGAGAUUUUGCAGCAGCAGUGAUGAUGCAUGAUCCCAGUAAAAUGCAACUUUUACAUGAUGGACAAUGGGUCCGGAGAAAAGUUCUUGGAGCAGUUCCUCAUGAUAUCGGAAUUCAUGAUCCUUGGUUUGAAGUGAAUGCAUAUAACCUGUACAAUACUGAUCGAUGGAAAGACUUGAAUCCAAAAUUUGUUCUCCAAGUUUAUAGAGAUGUGGUUGCCACUGGUGACAAGAAAUUUGCCGAAGCUGUUUGGCCCUCAGUUUAUCUUGCAAUGGCUUUUAUGGAUCAGUUUGACAGGGAUGGUGAUGGGAUGAUUGAAAAUGACGGCUUUCCUGAUCAGACAUAUGAUACAUGGUCUGUAUCUGGUUUGAGCGCAUAUAGUGGUGGGCUAUGGGCAGCAGCUUUGCAAGCUGCAUCAGCCUUGGCACGAGAAGUUGGUGACAAGGGUUCAGAGGAUUAUUUUUGGGCUAGGUUUCUGAAAGCAAAAGUUGUGUAUGAGAAAUUAUGGAAUGGUUCUUACUUCAAUUAUGACAAUAGUGGCAGCAGCAACAGUUCAUCUAUUCAGGCUGAUCAAUUGGCUGGACAAUGGUAUGCACGAGCAUGUGGACUUUUCCCAUUAGUUGACAAAGACAAAGCAAGAAGCGCACUACAAAAGGUUUAUGAUCAUAAUGUCUUAAAGGUGAAAGAUGGGAAAUUAGGAGCAGUAAAUGGAAUGCUACCUGAUGGGAAAGUUGACCUUUCAUCGUUACAAUCAAGAGAGAUAUGGUCUGGAGUCACAUAUGCUGUUGCUGCAACAAUGAUUCAGGAAAAUAUGAUUGAUACAGCCUUUCAUACUGCAAGUGGAAUCUAUGAAGCUGCUUGGUCUGAACGAGGAUUCGGUUAUUCUUUUCAAACUCCGGAAGCUUGGAACACCGAAGGCCAGUAUAGAUCGAUAUGUUACAUGCGUCCAUUGGCAAUUUGGGCAAUGCAGUGGGCUCUAUCAAGGCCAAAACUCGACAGAGAGGAAAUGAAAUUUGAAGUGAAGGAAGAUAAUCUGUUUCCACACCAUGCUGGAUACGACAAAGUUGCUCGCUUCCUUAGGUUGCCAGAAGGGGAAUCAUCUAUAGGUCUUCUUCAGUCUUUAUUUGAUUAUACUUGUAAGAAGUUGGGUUAUAAUUAAUUGUUGUAUCAUAUCAUUCUUCCAAUGGUAUUCGUAUAUAGGUGGGGGGUGUAUCAUUCAAACAUAUGAAAAUUAAGAAUAGGUGCUUUUGUUAUGUACUAUUUUGAUUUUAAGACUACAAUUUGAAACAUUGGAAAUAAGAUAACUUUUUCCUGAGAGAAGAAAGUUUUUGCCUGA
Molecule: messenger RNA, 3292 nt
Organism: Jatropha curcas
Lineage: Eukaryota; Viridiplantae; Streptophyta; Magnoliopsida; Malpighiales; Euphorbiaceae
Product: Beta-glucosidase, GBA2 type family protein
Biological process (GO): glucosylceramide catabolic process; carbohydrate metabolic process
Cellular component (GO): membrane
Molecular function (GO): beta-glucosidase activity; glucosylceramidase activity
Source: RefSeq, a predicted model, not a curated record